AUGGAGAAGGUAUCACUGAAGAACCAUUAUCAGAUCCUGGAUCAGGAUCCAGAGGGUCUGAUCAUUGAGAAACCGAAGCCCUCAAGUUGGUCGCGAUACUGGAUCUUGCUCCUCGGCGUUAUUGCUGGGGGCUGGUUCCUGAGGCCGCACUGUCACCACCAUGUGCAUCGUACCCUCAGCAUUGAAGAGAGAGUGCACAAAAUUCUGACUUACACCCCAUUGAUUGAUGGUCACGAUGACUUCCCGAUCAUGAUAAGAUCGAUCUUUAAGAAUCACAUCCAUGGCAACAACUUUACUGAAGAGUUUCUCAACGGUAAACUUCCUUACCAUGUUGAUCUACCUCGCCUGAACGCAGGUCAUGUUGGCGGUAGUUUUUGGAGUGUUUAUGUGCCCUGCCCGACAAAUUGGACGGACUUUUCGGACGAGACUUAUGCGCCAAGUGUGCGGGAGACAAUGGAACAGGUCGAUCUGAUGUCUCGAGUGCAGCAAACUUUCCCGGAUGUUUUCUCAACACCACCUAAUGGUACCACCGCUCUAAGUGCCUUCCAGGAGGGAAAGAUCAUUUCUCCGCUCGGAAUUGAGGGACUACACUCAAUCGGUAACUCAUUGUCUCAUUUGCGUAUCUUCUAUGAGCUUGGCGUCUCUUACGCAACCCUGACACAUAACUGCCAUAACCGCUAUGCGGAUGCCGCGGUCGUCGAACUACCAGGUGGAGGUGUUAAAAAGUCCGAUCCGCUUUGGCAUGGCGUCAGUCCCGCGGGGCAGGACUUGAUCUUUGAAAUGAACCGCCUAGGAAUGAUUGUGGAUCUCGCACAUGUUAGCGUGGAUACCAUGCGCGAUGUGCUGGGCGCUGGAAAGACCGAAUGGACAGGCAGCAAGGCUCCAAUUAUCUUCAGUCACAGCUCGGCCUAUGCACUGUGCCCGCAUCCUCGUAAUGUCCCCGAUGAUGUUUUGGAAUUGGUCCGAGAGAGGAACUCCAUUGUUAUGGUCAAUUUCUCACCUGACUUUAUCUCCUGCGUGGCCUCGGGCCGUGCUGAUGGUCUGCCUGAUACCGAUCCGGAGCACGCUACCCUCGAACAUGUUGCAGACCAUAUCAUGCAUAUCGGAACUGUUGCAGGUUUUGAUCAUGUGGGAUUGGGUAGUGAUUUUGACGGGAUCUCCACCGUACCCCGGGGCCUCGACGAUGUGUCAAAGUUCCCGGAUCUCAUUGCGGAACUCCUUCGCCGUGGAUUGAGUGACGAGGAUGCGGCUAAGGUGGCUGGUGGUAAUCUGCUACGUGUGUGGAGAGAAGUUGAUCAAGUUGCUUUGGAGAUGCAAGCAGAUGGUGCACUUCCAGUGGAGGAUGACUUGUGA
This is a messenger RNA of Penicillium malachiteum, 1353 nucleotides long. RefSeq names its product putative dipeptidase. The coding region runs from base 1 to 1353 and encodes 450 amino acids. Gene Ontology annotation, biological process: proteolysis. Gene Ontology annotation, molecular function: metallodipeptidase activity. The transcript has 3 exons. NCBI's taxonomy places the organism in Eukaryota, Fungi, Ascomycota, Eurotiomycetes, Eurotiales, Aspergillaceae. The record is from RefSeq and is a predicted model, not a curated record.